This is a messenger RNA of Echinococcus granulosus, 702 nucleotides long. RefSeq names its product Nucleoside diphosphate kinase. Gene Ontology annotation, biological process: negative regulation of oxidative stress-induced intrinsic apoptotic signaling pathway. The transcript has 5 exons. The record is from RefSeq and is a predicted model, not a curated record. Bases 1 to 702 code for a protein of 233 amino acids. NCBI's taxonomy places the organism in Eukaryota, Metazoa, Platyhelminthes, Cestoda, Cyclophyllidea, Taeniidae.
AUGACGGCUGGAAAAUUGAGCGCAUUAAAUAAUGAGUUGCUUGAGGAGAAUAAGAACUAUCCAGAGAUUAUUUUAGAGAGAACUUUGGCUAUAUUUAAAACCGCCGCAUGGAAAAAAGAAGUCCCUCUAGUUGAUAUCUUAAUGAAGGAUGGCAUUACUGUGACCAACAGGCGAUUUGUUAAGCUUUCUUUAGAGCAGGCUAUGGAAUUUUACCAAGAUAGAAAGAAUCAGGAGGACUACAUCCAAUUGGUGGAGGACCUCAGUUGUGGCCUAAUUCUCGUAAUGGUUUAUGUCAAAAAUGGCAUCACUAAAACAUGGAAAGAUAUCGUUAAUUUUCCAACAUCAAAAGAUACAGAAAACAGACUGGCACAAAUGUUCUGGAACGAAUUCGGUGGAGUGGAGAUGAAGAAUCCAUUUCAUGCUAGUGAGUCAAAAGCGAGUGCUGUAAGGGAAAUCCGAUUCUUCUUUCCAAACACCAUUAUGGAACCAAUUCCAACGAAACAAUACGCUAAAGACUACCUCUCGAAAAACGUGAUUCCAACCCUGUUAACUGGACUCACAGAAGUGUGUAGAAAGAAACCCAAAGACCCUGUGAUAUUUUUGGCAGAAUGGUUGCUACAAAACAAUCCCAAUCAACCAGGAACCAACGAACUUUGUCCACAAAUCGAGGUGCCGAAUCAGGAAUCAAAACUAUGGAUGUAG